CCGCCGUGAGCCGUCGACACCGCGAGCCGGGCAGCGGUAGUCAGACGGUGGUUGGCGGCCGGAGAGAGUGAACGUCUGGGUACGGCCGCUCCGUCGCUAAGUCACUCAGUCACACGCUCGCGCGCUGCUAGAGUGCCGUCGCUCGCCUGAUAUCGCCGCAAUGGUGUCUCCAAACAUUUGCGAAUCCUAGAAAAGACUUGUGAUGGCAGGAUAAUCUGGUGUGGCAGACAGUGAGCUAACUUUCCGAAGUAUAUAUUACGAGAAGAAAUUAUCGUGUGCAUUGUCUCAGUGAAAAGUGAGUGGAAGAAGUGUCCGCCGACCACAGCCGAUCCCGGUAACAAUUUUCAAAAGGUGACUCGCUACGAACUGAGUUUGCUAAGACAGUCAGCGAACCUGUUGAUUCCUUUGUACUUGUGUAAGCCAACGGCCUUGCUGGGAAGUGUGAUAGCCGAGAGCUUAGUGGUGUAGCUUAGUGAGGGAACGUUUACCUGUCCGCCUGUCUUCACGUGGGCUGCCCGCGGCCCGUACAGGACCUCUGCCGACCCGAGACACUCGGGUGAGGUAAAUGUAAGGCGAGAGGGACAGUGUAUUUGACAAGGUGGAUCCUCAUUACAUGUUAAAUUAUUCGGGGAACUUAAGUCAUCCCGUCAACCUAUUCUCGAGACCCUGGUGGCCUGAAACGAGCAGGUCAGCCACAGUACCCCCUCGGAGCCCUCGCCGUCGAGAUGGUGCAUCAGGUGCAGGUACAGGAACGCGCCCCGCGGAAGAGGGAUCGGCGCACCGCGGGGCUCAUGCUGAACCCAGGAGGCGGCCCGGACUUGCCAGGCAUCAGAGGCACAGACUUCAAAGGGGAGCUGCAUCCUCCCCCGACCAAAAUCUCCCGCCUGGGCAUGUACGAGACCUACCAGCCCUGGGUCCUGCAGACGUACGGAGACUCGGCAAAGACCAAGACCAUAACACGCAAUAAAUACCAACGCAUUCUCCAGAUCCUCCGCGGAGAUUACGUCGAUAACGAGACCUCCAAAUUCAAGCUGUGGGUGAAAGGAAGAGGCUUUCGCAUCGGUCCCCCGCCGGGCUACCUGAACGGGGGCGUGGAGGACCCCAUCAUCACGCAGCUCACAACGCCGCCGUCCCUCGACUACAACCCGGACAAGGAUCCCUAUCCAGACAUCUACGUCCAGACCGGCACUGUCAAGGUAAGCGUGGAUUCUUUCUUCCCUUCGCUUCCCGUCCCGUCCCUUGCCUUCCUCGGGUGGGCGGGCAAGGCGGCGGGCGGUAGCGGAGGCGGCGGCGCGGUCAGGUACACACACACACAGCCACAGGUAAAAUUACAUCCGUGAGUCUUACAGGAGCGGACGUGGUGGUGGUGGUGGGACGGUGGGACUCUUGGAAGGGGAGGAGGAGGAGGAGGGAGAGGAAGGGAGAGCUCGAGGAGGAGAGGGGAGGCGAAGCGAGGCGAGGCAUACUAGCACACACACACCUCAGGGCCCGGCCGUCCCCCGCUCUCGCUCUUGCUCCUCAAGUGAUAAUCGAACACGCUCGCUCAGUGCCUCUUCAGUUUGUUUCGUUUUUCAUUCAUAUUCGUUCGGCGUCGACGGGCGAGGGUGAGACGUAUUGGCGGGGCGGCGGUGAUUACUACUGCCCUCGUGGCGCUCAGCUGACGACAGAAUGGAGGGGGGAGGGGGAGCGGGGUGUUUGAGGGCAGGGGAGGGGGGCGGCGUUUGUGUGUGUGUGUGUGUGUGUGUGUGUGUGUGUGUGUGCGCGUCGCCUCGCUUUGAUGAUUACGCUGGAAAGUGGAGUAUAUGGCAAGAGAGUUUAGCGAGGAAGAAAGGAGAAGAGGAGGAGAAAGGGGAAAAAAAAAAGAGACGUCCUGUAUGUGUGUGUGUGUGUGUGUGUGUGUGUGUGUGUGUGUGUGUGUGUGUGUGUGUGUGUGUGUGUGUGUGUGUGUGUGUGGUAGCAGUGGAGAAAAGAAAGGAGGAACAGAAGAAGGCGAAAGGGUAAGAAAAAAGAAAAAAAGACGGAAGAAAGGUGAUGAUGACUGAGCCGGAGGUGGAGGCGGAGGCAAUGGCGUCAGAGAAGGAGGAAGAGGAGGAGGAGGCGUUGCAUGCAGGAGG
This is a messenger RNA of Eriocheir sinensis (Chinese mitten crab), 2114 nucleotides long. RefSeq lists its product as uncharacterized. Lineage: Eukaryota; Metazoa; Arthropoda; Malacostraca; Decapoda; Varunidae. Bases 726 to 1340 code for a protein of 204 amino acids. The record is from RefSeq and is a predicted model, not a curated record. The transcript is spliced from 2 exons.